Molecule: messenger RNA, 538 nt
Organism: Ilex paraguariensis (yerba mate)
Lineage: Eukaryota; Viridiplantae; Streptophyta; Magnoliopsida; Aquifoliales; Aquifoliaceae
Source: the annotation of a GenBank genome assembly
AUGGCAAAGGUUCAUCCCCAAGUACUUGUUGCCUCUUCAACUUCCUUUAAGCAAGAAGUUUUCACUAUAUGGAUGAAAUCUUUAAUUUUUGGCAGUAAUGGUUGCACUGUAUUUGAUUCAAACGGCCAAAUUGUGUAUCGCGUGGAUAACUACAAUCACAAAUGUAGUGAUGAAGUUCAUCUCAUGGACAGGGUGGGCAAAGUACUGUUCACGAUAGUUAAAGAGGGAUACAGAUGUGGUACAGAUCUUAACAAGGAAAUGCCUGUGUUUCAAGUAAGAAGGACCUUUGGAAUUCUUAGAGGGGACUCAGUGUGUGAGGUUGAUGUGGGGUUGGAUAAAAAUCAAAGACAGCAGUAUAGGAUGGAAAUUUGGACCAGGAAAUCAUCAUGCAAGAUAGUUGAACCCUUGGGUGAGCUUGUUGCCGAGGUAAAGAGAAAAAUAUCAGCAUGUGGAGUUGCUUUAGGGGAAGAUGUUUUAACAAUGGUCGUGGAGCCAUACGUUGAUCAGUCUCUUAUUAUGGGGAUCAUUGUUGUUUAUG